This is a messenger RNA of Bactrocera dorsalis (oriental fruit fly), 1703 nucleotides long. RefSeq names its product splicing factor ESS-2 homolog (gene Es2). The transcript has 3 exons. Lineage: Eukaryota; Metazoa; Arthropoda; Insecta; Diptera; Tephritidae. Bases 104 to 1615 code for a protein of 503 amino acids. Gene Ontology annotation, cellular component: catalytic step 2 spliceosome. The record is from RefSeq and is a predicted model, not a curated record.
UGCUGCUACUAUCAUCCAACAUUUUACUACUUAAACGUUUGUUUGUGAAAUACGCAUAAUUUUUGGCAGUAAUUCUAUUCCUAAAAAAUAAAAAAUAAAUAAAAUGAGUGAACCAUCUACGCCAAACACACCUGGAAGUCAAGCGCUUGUGAAACUUAAGGAACGUGACAAGAGUUUGCAAGACUUCAAAGUUCCUCUGUCCGGAGCAGUGCGCAAAAAAACUAAACAAAAAAUACUCACAGAAGAAAUGUACAUCGAAGAGCUUUCUAAAAUUAUUCAACGGGAUUUCUUUCCACAUUUGGAUAAAUUGCGUGCACAGAAUGACUACUUGGAUGCGAUGGAGCGAAAAGACUAUGUACAAAUGGAAGCGAUACGUGCCAAAUACAGUGGUCGCAGACCGACCGACAGGAGCUCAAUGUCUCCAGCUACUUUUGAGACACCAGCAAGUGCGAAUGGAAUUGUGACACCGCGACAUGAUAGCAAUGAUGUUUCAGACACACCCAAAUCCACUCUAUCUAUUUCUUCUAAAACAUCAAGAAUAGACGACGGAAAUAAAUCUAUAUCAGACAAACAUUCAUUGGAUUCAUUUUUACAGCAUUACACCAGCGAGGACAAUUAUAGUUUCCAAGAAAUCAUAGAUACUGCUGACGAGAAAUUGCGACAAAAGUUUGCAGUGCUAUAUAAUGAAGAAAAGCUGUCAGCAGAUAAAUUAGCACGCGCUUUAACUUUGCCGUCAAUUGAAAAACAGUUUGAAGAACCCGAUCCUUUGAGAAAGAUUGAAACUUGGUCGUACACAAAUAAAAACUCCAUUAUGUACAUCCCUGAUGGUGUCGAACUUACCGAAAGAGAACGUGUGGAAGCUGCAAAACGGCGCGAAAUAAUAAAGCACAACGCUACACGCCUCAAUUCAAAUCCCUUCGCUGAAACACCCAAUCAAAAGGCAAACAGCGAAUUAGUUAAAUCCCAAUCACAAGCGCUUAUGAAUAAAAUUGGCUUAGAUGGCAACGUCAUAACACCCGGAAACGAGAGUGAAGGUCCACAAAUACGUGGUUUCAAUCUAGUGAAAACCCCUUCGCCACGUCCAGGUGAAGCAUUUUCUCCACUCAUGACGUGGGGUGAAAUCGAAGGUACACCCUUUCGGCUUGAUGGUUCUGACACACCAGUACGCCCAAAUGUGGGACCUGCUUUCACAAUCACUGAAAAUUCACGACGUGAAAAUAUUGCUUUGGCUUUGGCCGAAAAAGUUGGUGAAAAGAUGCGUGCGCAAAAGCAAAGGGCCGCUGAUACAGCACGUAAGAAUAUUAAUUCACCAUUCAUACGUUCAAAUAUGGAACGAUUGGCAUCAAUGUCACCGGCAGCAAGACGACUAGCCACUUCCAAAUUAGGUUUAAAUACAACACCGCUUAUGCCCACACCGCAACGUACACCAGGCAAAGCUAUGCACAGGGCCUCACCAAUGUCAAAAGCCGCGAAUUCCCGUAAAACACCAUCAGGUAGCGCUGGCACCAACUCCGCGCCAAGCACGCCGAAACAGAUUAGUAGUGGCAAAUCAACACUAACCGAUGAUUUGCUGAAAAUUCCUACAAAACGAUUGCGUGCCUCAGAUUUCUUUUAAACUGGUGCAUAUUUGCGAAAAUGAAUGGAAAUUAUAUAAAUUAGUUUACAAGUAAGCGCACAAAAUCGUAUGUGUGGUAACAUAGGAC